This is a messenger RNA of Neltuma alba, 780 nucleotides long. Its product is annotated as aspartic proteinase CDR1-like. Bases 1 to 780 code for a protein of 259 amino acids. The record is from RefSeq and is a predicted model, not a curated record. Lineage: Eukaryota; Viridiplantae; Streptophyta; Magnoliopsida; Fabales; Fabaceae. Gene Ontology annotation, cellular component: extracellular region. The transcript has 3 exons.
AUGGACUUUAUGGGGGAAUUGUACGGUGAUGAUUUGAGCACUGAAGGAAUCAUCUCGCAUGAUACAUUCACAGUUGCGACUACAAGUGGUGGAAAUGUUGGUUUUCAAAGAUUCGUAUUUGGAUGUAGUGAACAAACGGAGGGGACUUUUAAUCCUUACGCUUCUGGGAUUGUUGGAUUCGGAAGGGGUCCGGCGUCAUUAACCUUACAGAUACGUUCUUCCAUGGAAGGCAAGUUUGCUUAUUGUUUAGCUCCGGACUAUGAUGAUCAGUCCAGUACGAUGUUGUUCGGUCAAAGCGCCGUCGUUUCUGGGUCUGAUGUAGUUUCUACGCCAUUGGUGGUGAAAGUGCCGAGGAGUCUCUACUUUGUUACGUUGGAAGCAAUUAGCGUUGGAGACAAGAGGAUUGCCCUUACAACAGGUUAUUAUUCAAUUGAUCUAAGCCGGCCACUUUUGACAUGGAUAACAUUUUGUGGAGGAAGGAAAUAUGCUGCUGGACUCAGGCACAAGAGUGACAAUGUGCCAGCAGAGUUUCUGCAUUUAAUGGAAGAAGAACUAACACCACAUCUUGAUGGAGAAAAUGAUCGUGUAGAUGUCCCUGAUCGAAUGGGCUAUGCCGUAGAGCACAUUGAGGACAUUAUCAUGCCUCGCAUCGUUGUUCAUUUUAGAGGCGCAGAUGUGGAAUUAGAAGAAGCGAAUGUGUUUGAUUUUAUUGAAGGUGGCAUUGCGUGUGUUAGUUUCAGGCCUAUGAUAACUCAUCCUACCUAUGGCGCCAUGGCUUAG